CGAUUCUACACAGACUUCAGUCAAAGUUUUGAAAAUGUUUCGACUGGUAGCCUUAUUCGCUUUCGUUAGCGUGGCCUUUGGUGCCUCUCUACCCGAUGAUUUGGAUGGACGCAUUGUUAAUGGUGUAGACACCACCAUUGAAGAGCAUCCUUAUCAAGUGUCAUUGCAAACUGUUGGCGGUGGACACUUUUGCGGUGGUAGCAUUAUCAAUGAGGACACCAUCGUCACUGCGGCGCAUUGCUUGCAAGACUACACAGCAAGACAAAUGCGUGUUCGUUUGGGCUCAACCAAUUACAAAUACGGCGGUGAGUUGGUUGCUGUACGCGCUUUCGCUUUCCAUCCCGGCUACAAUGAUGAGACAAUGGUUAAUGAUAUCGGUAUCAUACGUUUGGCUUCGCCAGUGCGUCAAUCUGGUAAGAUACAGUACAUAAGUUUGGCACGCAGCACUCCAAAAACCGGCACAACAGCUAUUGUCAGUGGUUGGGGUAGCAAAUGCUAUCUCUAUUGCCCAACCUUGCCGACAACAUUGCAAGAGAUCUAUGUGGAUAUUGUGGAUAGACAUACGUGCGCCUCCAGUGAGUACAAAUAUGGUGCGGAGAUUUUGGAUACCAUGGUCUGUGGUUAUGCUUUGGAUAAGGAUUCCUGUCAAGGUGACUCCGGUGGUCCACUUGUGGCUGAUAAUAAAUUGGUCGGUGUGGUGUCUUGGGGCAAAGGUUGCGCCAAAGCUGGCUAUCCUGGCGUAUACUCAGAUGUGGCUUCUCUCGUCUCAUGGGUUGAUGCAGCUGUUGCUUCAAUUUAAAUAGUUUCAGUAAAAUAAGAAUAAUAAAAACGUGUGAGAGUCAUUA
Zeugodacus cucurbitae (melon fly) is the source of this 845-nucleotide messenger RNA. Its product is annotated as trypsin. The coding region runs from base 35 to 799 and encodes 254 amino acids. Lineage: Eukaryota; Metazoa; Arthropoda; Insecta; Diptera; Tephritidae. Gene Ontology annotation, molecular function: serine-type endopeptidase activity. Gene Ontology annotation, biological process: proteolysis. The record is from RefSeq and is a predicted model, not a curated record. The transcript has a single exon.